Eruca vesicaria subsp. sativa (arugula) is the source of this 1376-nucleotide messenger RNA. The record is from the annotation of a GenBank genome assembly. Lineage: Eukaryota; Viridiplantae; Streptophyta; Magnoliopsida; Brassicales; Brassicaceae.
UAUCGAAUAACUAAUCUUUCAUUAGUCAACUCUAAAAAACCAAUCCUACAGAUAGACAAGUUAAACAAUGCUUCAGCUUCUAAUCGUAGCGUGUCUUCUGAUCUUCGGGACGGAGAAGGUCGUCUCGCACCAAGAGUCCGGCGAAUGGAGUUGUGAAUCGGACUCGGAGAUCCAGGUCUUAGCUGAUUUCAGACCGGGACUAAUCACCCUAGAUGGUCGGAACGAUGACUGGAAAGACAUUGAAGGCUCUGAGUUCCCUCUCCGUCCUGCACUUGAUCCGGACGCCGACCACGAGUAUGCCGCUGGUCAGAUGACAGUCAAGGCAUUGCAUGAUGGUCGAGAUAUUUAUUUCAUGGUGGAAAUUGAUGGCGAUUACGCUUACGACAAAGGUGAAAACAAGAAGUGUCCUUCAGUGGCUCUCAUGUUCCAGAUUGGUGAUCAAGCAACUUAUCACGAUAUGGGUGGUUGUAAAGAAGGGACGGACUCAUGUACCAGCAAGGCUUGCAAAGGCUUUGAGGUUGAUAUUAUGCAUUUCUCCAUCGGAAAUGCGAUUCCGGGACGCCUUUACGGUGGUAAUCCAGUAGACAACGGGGAAGGAAAUGGAGGUGACAGAUUUGGUCAUCUGGUUGACAUUUAUGCUUGGAAUCCACAUUGUCGAUACCUUGAUGGUCUUGGUCCCUCAGGAAAUGAUUCUAGUGCACAGAACGAUUGGCAUGGAGCGUGGUGGCAUAGCAGUUUCACUACUCAAUCAGGGUAUGUAGCGGAAGACAGCCCUUACACGCCAGAAGGCCAGAAAGGAACUUACUAUUUCGAGUUUUCAAGACCUUUAAGAACUAUGGACCGUCUCCAACAGGAUGUUCAGUUCACGCUUGGCUCAACAGCCAAAAUGUCAGUUGCAUUCUGGUACCCAAUGGACAGCAAACCGUGGCAUGGAUCAGGGCACUAUACGAUCAACUGCGAUUGGAUCCCACUAGAUAUUUCCUCGGGCUCUUCAUCGGCUCUGACUGCUUCAACUGUCAAGGGAUCUACUGAUGGAACCAGCAUUUCUGCCAUUGUGAUAUCCAUGAUUUCUCUUGCUGUGUCAGGUUUUAUUGCAUAUAAGUUAUUUAGUCCCAAGAACGUUGCAUUUACACCCAUGGAAAACGAUCUCUAGGACAAAGAUUAGGUUUACACGGUUCUAUGUCCCUCUGUUGUUUUGUUCUUGGUACCACAUUCAAAGAGCUUCUCUUUCUUGUUUACAGUGAAGUUAUGGGUUCAUUAUUUUAGUUUUGGGUUGUGGCUGACUAUUGUCAUUACAAAGAUGUUUUUGUAUUAAGAUUUCACACUGUAUCUGUCCGCGUGUAUUAAAAAUAAAUCAAUUUUCAGAAAGAGCAUAA